This is a messenger RNA of Podarcis raffonei (Aeolian wall lizard), 1979 nucleotides long. RefSeq lists its product as uncharacterized. NCBI's taxonomy places the organism in Eukaryota, Metazoa, Chordata, Lepidosauria, Squamata, Lacertidae. The record is from RefSeq and is a predicted model, not a curated record. Gene Ontology annotation, biological process: innate immune response; antibacterial humoral response. Gene Ontology annotation, molecular function: peptidase inhibitor activity. Gene Ontology annotation, cellular component: extracellular region. Bases 186 to 1856 code for a protein of 556 amino acids. The transcript is spliced from 14 exons.
GAAGGAGGGCAGAGGCUGCUUUCAUGCUGGCAGGGACCCACCGCCGGCUCAGAUGGGAAACUCCUGUGCAAGCGCCCCCUGUUCCCCUGGGAAGGCGGCGAGGGAGGGAGGUCCGCCAGGCCAAUGUAUAUAUAUAGCCCAAGGCGGUGCAACCCUGGGCAAGCCAGCCGCUUCCAUGCAGCGCCAUGCAGCUCCCAUCCCUCUGCCUUCUCGCGGGGCUGAUCGUCUCAGUGGCCAAGCCAGGGCUGGGAGCAGGCGCUGAAAAGGGAAGCCCGCUGCCCUCAACUCCUGCCUCUGCCCUGGAGAAAGCUGGACUGUGCCCACCAGGGAGGAAUCAGGAUGCCCAGCCCUCCGAGGUCUUCUGCCUCUCCGACGCUUCCUGUCCCGGCAGUGAGAAGUGCUGCAACAUGGGGACUCUGAGGAUCUGUGCGCAUCCUGCAAUGGUGAGCCCAGGCUACUGUCCAAAGCUCUGCUCUGGACUGAAGGAGGCCUGCCAUGUGAGCUGUCUGGAUGACACCUGGUGUGGCCCCGGGGAGAAGUGCUGCCCUGACGAUUGCCACAUGCGCUGUGUGGCAGCUGCCCCAGUUAGGCCUGGCAUCUGCCCACGGAGGAUGGCAUGGCCAAAUGGCACCCCCUGCCGGAACCAAUGCGAAGAUGACAGAGACUGCCCUGAGGACCAGAAGUGCUGCUUCGCUGGCUGUGGCCUUCAAUGCCUGAACCUCUCUGCAGAAAAUCCCGCUCCGUGUUCAGAGGCACCAGCCGAAACCACUCCAAAGAGCUGCAUCGAUUUCUGCAGGGAUCACUUUGACUGCCCAGCAGGCGAGAAGUGCAUCACUACGGACUGUGGCUUCAAGUGUUCAGGGCUUCUCCCAGCUGCAACCAAAAGAAACACAGCGGCGCCGACACUCGUGGGACCCACCUCAGCCACCGUUUAUGCACCUGGCCAGCCGGGCAAGGGCCCCAUCCUGACCCCCCCACCUGCAGCUGCAACCAAAACAAACACAGUGGCGCCAACACUCGUGGGACCCACCUCAGCCGCCGUUUACGCACCUGGCCAGUCGGGCGAGGGCUCCAUCCUGACCCCCCCACCUGCAGAGGCAGAGCGGCCUGGAGCCUGUCCUGUCGUGCCCCCAAAUACCCCACGGUGGUGCUGGCAGGGGUGUAGGGCUGACAGUGAGUGCCCCGGAGCAAGGAAGUGUUGCUGGAAUGGCUGUGCCCGCGUCUGUUUGGUGCCUCUCCUGGUGAAGCCCGGAGCGUGUCCUUUGCAGCUCAGGGGCUCCAUGGGGCCUUGCCCGGAACCAUCCCUGAAGAACUGCAGCCAUGACUUUGACUGCGAGGGCACCAAGAAAUGCUGCUCCGUCAGCUGCACCAAUGUCUGCAAGGAGGCGGAAGAAGUGCGCCCUGGGACCUGCCCCCUCCAAGCUGCAAAGAGCCAGGAGCCAGACUGCUCCACCUUGACCUUCUGCGUCAGAGACAACGAUUGCUCCGGGCCCAGCGAGAAGUGCUGCUGGCUGAGUUGCGGGUGGGUCUGCCUGGCUGUCACAGAUAGUCCAGCUAUGGAACCACCAACAUUCAGCGCUGAAGCCCAGACAGAACUUGGAGCCACAGGGGCUCCAACUCUGACACCUCUUCUGAGGAAAACAGAGAAGCCAACAGAGUCACCAAUAUCAGCAGCAAAACCCGGCCAUUGCAGGGAGUCGGCAUACAAGUGUGGGAAGACAAUGCUCACCCAUGAAUGCAAGAGCGAUAGCAGCUGCAGUGGGACCAUGAAGUGCUGCCUGAGUGGCUGUUCCUGGAAGUGUGUGGAGCCAGGUGUGAUGUCCAAGAAGGCCUCUAUCUACAGAGUUCAUAAAUAGCCAGUAGAACCCAUAGACUGCUUAAAAUGAAGUAAAUAUUUCACCUGGAACUUAACCCCCUUAUUUUAACUGUUGACACUGUUAUGCUGAAACUGAAGGGAACAAAUAAAGUUCAGUAUUUAA